Notothenia coriiceps (black rockcod) is the source of this 621-nucleotide messenger RNA. Its product is annotated as serine/threonine-protein kinase Nek1-like. The transcript has 4 exons. The annotation marks the transcript as partial. Lineage: Eukaryota; Metazoa; Chordata; Actinopteri; Perciformes; Nototheniidae. The record is from RefSeq and is a predicted model, not a curated record.
AUGUUGAGGACCUGCUCCCUCCCGGACCUGAGCCGGGUCUUCAGCCCUCGGCAGGAAUCAGCAGGAGCUAACGAUGCUAGCGAUGCUAACGAUGCUAACGCCGCUCCGGAUAAUCCUCUGGAGAUCGAAGACCUGGAGGAGGCGGCGAAGGACGAGGAGCAGUCAGAGGCGGAGGACGCCUAUGAGGAUGAAGACCUGCGGGACAUCCGGGCCUCCAUGGAGCUUCUCCUGCAGGAGGAGGAGGGGAAAGGAGACUUCAACGGGAACCCUCCAGAGGAACUGUUCAGGGUAUCAGCUGAGAUCCAGCAGCACAGCAGGAUGGCUGUGGAUGAUGAGGAAGAGGAGGAUGAAGAGGAGGAGGAGGAGGAAGAUGACGAUGAAGAGGCCGGGGGGGCGCUCACUAACGGCGCCGAGGAGAACCUGAGCAACAUCGAGCUCAACGAGGAGUGGCAAUCAGACGGCAGUGGGGAGGAGGGGGUGUGCGAGGCGUCUCACAGCGACAGCAUCUUCAGCCGCCUGGAGGAGCUGAGAUUCAGACUGGAGCAGCAGAUGGGCUUCGAGAAGUUCAUCGAGGCCUACAACAAGAUCAAGGCGAACCAUGAGGACGAGGAUGAGAACAUG